AUAGCUAUCCGCAUAAUAGUUUAUCAUCUGUACAGAGCUAAACUCGGGGACCCUUCACUUGCAAUGAAGAUUCUUAUUAUAGCCCUGGCUCUGUUGGUAGUUGGAAUAUCUCCUAGCCCAUGCUUUGGGCAAACUGAUGGAUCCGUUACACUUAACAGACUGGUAUUCCAAUUCUCCUACAAUCAAGUCUCCAUGAACUUAUACUUUAGCAACGUGAUGGAGCCUAAUCCAUUUUUAAACAAUGGAUAUUAUUACGAUCGGUUUCGUCGUCCGUAUGAUAUCGAUGCACCGUGCUUUUUGAACCAACUUAUUUUCAAAAAUACAAACACGAGUGAAACAUUCCAGGCGGAUUGUCCGGGUAGUUGCAAUUCCUACGAUGACAACCGCGUUGAUAUCACAAUGGAUCCUAGAGAUUAUCUCCGAAUGAUAUCUGACAAGUUUAUCAAUACAACCUCUGCUAAUGCAACCUCUACUAAUAUAGCAUUGGAAAUGUACACUGCAGCUGCGCUUGAGGCUCCCUUCUACGUUAGAAUUGAGCCAAAUGACACCGUUCAAUGUGACGUAAUAUUAAACCUUGGGGGCUCUCAGUUUGUAGGUAUUAGUUACUCACCAGCUGAUUAUUGGAUUAAUGAGGAUAUUAUUGUAAUUCAUUUCACUUCUUUAAUUGACGUUGCUACUGUCAAUGCCAGUAAGCUAUCACUCUCUCGUGGUGGCUAUGAUCAGUAUGGAAACAACAUUGUUAACAUUGCGGGAGGUGAAAUACUGAAUGAGUCACCUGGUUUAACACAAUCUGUGGCUAUUAGACUGACCUCAAGUGAUCGAGCUCUUCUUGCAAGCAAAAGAAUAUGCACUGCUGGUGGUAGGAACUUCAUUCGAGACUGUUACUUUACCUUAGAAGAAGGAUUUGCUGCCUCAUAUUACGGAGAAGAGAGCUCUUACUUUGGUACAUAUCCAGUUUCUGAUUUCGGGAGUCGAGAACCCAAUUUUGAGCCUGUGACUAUGUCUAUUCAGCUGGAGUAUGUCGAUAGGUUGACUCUGAACCUGACACUCGGUCUGGGGCAGCCAUAUAUUAUUCGUAGUGGUGAGAGAAUUAUUAGUGUAACCUGUACAAGCAGAGAUACUAGCCAGUAUGUCAACCCCAUGCUGGAGAUUGACAAUGGUGCAGUGCCUAUUUCCGCUAACUACAUCCAGAAUACGUCCAGCUCCACUACCUUGAAUGCACCCAGGGGGCUAUACCAGUCUGGUUUGGAAGGCUACUACACAUGCAGGACAGAGGGAGACACUUAUCUCAGGCCUAACAUUCUACAUUCCAAUAUCUUACGCAUAUUUUUCUACGAAGGAGCUUCUGCUACUGGUGAUUUAGGUGAAGAUAUUAUACUCCGCUUUGCACAUAGUGACCUUUAUGGUACCUAUGGUUUUCGAUUCCAAGUGUCCAUAGCCCUUGAUGAUAAUUAUCCGUAUGGAGGGUUUGGAUAUUAUGGAUACCCGCCUCCUUUUGCGUUCCGUGUUGAACUAAACACUCCAUUCCCAUACCAUGCUGAGCUGCACAUCAACAGGACCCAGUUCAAUUAUGAGGGAGAGUACUUUCUCUCAUACAAUAAUUAUUAUAAUCUACGCCCAAGCUUCACUAUCGAUGUCAAUGCACCUGAGCCCACUCUCUACCCACCGGUCCUGACUGUGCUGAACUCUAACCCUCCUGAUACAACCGCCUCUCUUACUUGUACUUCUGACAAUACAGCUGUUCCCGUAGUGUUCCUCGGAAACUUCACCGCACUGGGAAUCACGACUACCUACGAAGAUGACACCAACAACUCUGUGAGAUUGGACUUUGAACUGGACAAAGACCUGAUUGAGUUGCUAAAUGGGAUGGAGUUUAUCUUUGAAGCCAGAGACCCAGAUGAUUAUAAUUCCACUGUGUCAACCUCCGGCUCAACCUUUAGAGCAGUGUCAGAUACACUGACUCUGUACGGUAUCGAGCCUGACAGUAGUCGCAAGCUUAUUAUGAAUGGUGAAACAAUUGAUACAACCAGCUCGUUUGAAUGUCUGCGGUAUAUCAAUCCUACAAGAACGGAUCUUGAGACCAUCCCUGCAACAAUGUUGUGGAGACUCAAUCUUCUGCAGUCUAAAGAAGAGAUAGAGUUCAGUUCAGAUGUUAGUGGCGAAGAGUUUAUAGUCACUACACUCGAGAAUAGGAUCACUCUGAAUAUUUUUGGUGAUUUCAGUGGAAGUGUUUCGUGUAUCUAUGGCGAUGAAAUAAUAAAGAUCAAUGUUGUCACUGAAGCUUUGGUGGCGGGUGUAGACUUCAUUCCUCCCUUCUUCCCAAAAGAUGGUGUGCCAUUGUUUAAAACUGAUGAUGGUUGUUCACAGCGGAUUUACUCGAGCACUGGCAUUCCAUUUGGAGUCGCGAUUCAACUUAAAAGAACGUCACAUUCGAUACAGUAGUUCCUCGACGAAGGGGUGGAUCUCUCAACAAUGUGCGUGGUAUCAGUGGAGUGGUGACCUACAAUCCUAGAUUCUUCCCGAACCAGUUCCUUGAAACUGAUUACAAGCUGCGAGAUGUAUGCAGCAUAGGAGGAGAAGCAGACACACUGUACAGGACUAGAAUACCUCCAGUUACUUGUACCACUUAUCAACCACCAAGAAGAACCUUCUGUACGGGUGAUCCUCAUCUCACCAACCUUGAUGGAGCUAAGUUCACAUUCAAUGGUUGGGGAGAGUAUAUUCUACUGGAGUUGUUGACUGAUGACACCACGUUCUGGAUCCAAGCUCGUAUGCAACCACUCCCAGA
Halichondria panicea is the source of this 2788-nucleotide messenger RNA. RefSeq lists its product as uncharacterized. The record is from RefSeq and is a predicted model, not a curated record. The transcript has 10 exons. The coding region runs from base 64 to 2442 and encodes 792 amino acids. NCBI's taxonomy places the organism in Eukaryota, Metazoa, Porifera, Demospongiae, Suberitida, Halichondriidae.